Molecule: messenger RNA, 1280 nt
Organism: Hydractinia symbiolongicarpus
Lineage: Eukaryota; Metazoa; Cnidaria; Hydrozoa; Anthoathecata; Hydractiniidae
Product: metalloendopeptidase OMA1, mitochondrial-like
Exons: 1
Coding region: 42-1229 (395 amino acids)
Biological process (GO): mitochondrial protein processing; protein quality control for misfolded or incompletely synthesized proteins
Cellular component (GO): mitochondrial inner membrane
Molecular function (GO): metalloendopeptidase activity
Source: RefSeq, a predicted model, not a curated record
AAUUUAAUCUAUUGAUUUAAUUUUUUAGAUCAAAUAUAGAUAUGUUCAAAGUGAUUCGCUCGACAAGACUUACACGUUAUUUGUGUACUUUUGGUCAUGGCUCUACCCCAAAAUGUCCUACAGCCUACAUGACGCCAUUGCCAAAAGAAACACCGACACUCUUAAGAUGUCAAAACAAGAAACAUGCGCCCUUUCAUACGUCAUCCCGACAACAUGCUGCUCCGUUCUUAGCGCCGAUCCUGCUUAAGCUAACAACACCAUUAUCGAGGCUCGUUUUCUUGUUGCUUGGUAGACGCUUUCGAAAAUGGUGGCAGGGGUUACCUGCGCUAACUAAAGAAAAGUAUAUGUUGGGAUUAACUAAAAAUCGAAACCGCUUGUUGGUGUUUUUAACUUUAUUUGGUGGAACAUCCGCUGCUUAUUAUGUCUUCCAUCUUGAGGAAACACCGGUAACCGGUAGGCGGAGAUUUAUGAUUUUAAGUAAAAAACAGUUAGAAGAAGUAGCGAAUGUUCAAUGGAGAAAUUUAGAUUCGAAUUUAUCUUCACUUCGUCUGCCGGUGAAUCAUCUACAACAUAUGAAAGUUGUACGGAUUGCGAAGCGUAUUUUAGAAGCUAAUGCUUCAAAGGAGGUAAACAAUUUAAAUUGGGAAAUCAACGUGAUCAACAGUAAAGAUGUGAAUGCGUUCGUCUUAGCGAACGGAAAAAUGUACGUCUAUACGGGAAUGCUAGACGCUGUUACCAAUGACAACGAGUUGGCUGGUAUACUAGGGCACGAAAUGGCUCACGCUGUAUUAAACCAUUCGGCGGAACAUUUAAGUCGAGCUGGUUUUGUGAAUGUGUAUUCAAUAGGAUUGUUGACUCUUCUUUGGGCUGUUGUACCCACAGAUGGUUUAGCCGUAGUCGCUUCAUGGUUGCAAAGUGUUGUAGAAGAUCUGCUUAUUUCAUUACCCUACUCUAGAAAACUCGAAAGAGAGGCUGAUGAAGUUGGAUUGUUAAUGGCAGCCCGAGCGUGUUUUGAUGUCAGACACGUGCCGAAAUUUUGGGAACGAAUGCGAUUGGUUGAAAAAGAUACAAUUGAACAGCAAAACGAUUGGUUGUCUACGCACCCUUCACACAAAAAUAGAAUUGUUUGGUUGCAAGAUUUAUUACCGCAUGCUUUAGCGUUAAGAAGUGACUUUAAAUGUCCUGAAUUAACGCAUUUUUGGGAUUCAGCUCAAAGUUUGAGAAAAUAGAUAAUUUGUACACAAAUAAUUUAAAAAAUAAUAAUAUAGGAAAUUUUAAUA